Emericellopsis atlantica is the source of this 1816-nucleotide messenger RNA. RefSeq lists its product as uncharacterized. Lineage: Eukaryota; Fungi; Ascomycota; Sordariomycetes; Hypocreales; Bionectriaceae. Gene Ontology annotation, biological process: sulfate assimilation. The transcript has a single exon. Bases 307 to 1374 code for a protein of 355 amino acids. The record is from RefSeq and is a predicted model, not a curated record. Gene Ontology annotation, molecular function: 3'(2'),5'-bisphosphate nucleotidase activity.
AGUUAAAUCUCACGAGGUUCUGUGCUGCUGUUCACAAUCGUAAAUAAAUCUGCCUCGCUGCGGCAUAGCCACCCGCCAAAAAUCUUCACCUCCUCCCUCGAUCGCGCGCUGACCUGGGACGAGGCCUCUAGUACGAGUACAUAGGAUAGGGCGCGGCUAACAAGUCGUUUCUAUCCUCCAUCAUCACGCUUGCACCAAGACUACGAUACGACCACAGGUGACACCUCACUGACGAUUGAUGAAGCUCCCUACGCCAACACACCAUCUCUCUCCAACACCGUCAGCAGCGCCAGAAUCCACACCACGAUGACAACAGUGCCUUACGCAGAGGAACGGGCCUUUGCGGAGGCCACAGCCCUCCGCGCCGCCAUCCUUACCAAAAGGGUCCAGGCCAAGGUGCAGUCCAUGACAAAGGACGACUUCUCCCCCGUCACGACCGCCGACUUUGCCGCACAGGCCCUCCUCAUCGCCAGUCUGCGGCAACGGUUCCCAGGCGACGGCUUCGUCGGCGAGGAGGACGCAGCGGAUUUGCGGUCUCACGACGCGCUGCGGCGGACCGUCUUUGAGCACGUGCGAAGCAUGGCCGACGGGGCGACGACGAAGCUGGCGACGCCCCAGACGGAGGAGGAGAUGCUCGCGCUCAUCGACCUGGGCGGACGGGGCCAGGGCGGCAAGCAUGGGCGGUUCUGGGUCAUGGACCCCGUCGACGGCACGAGGACGUUCCUCGAGCAGCACCAGUACGCCGUCUCGCUCAGCCUGAUCGAGGACGGGCGCGAGGUGGUGGGCGUGCUGUGCUGCCCCAACCUGCGGCUGCAGGACGGCCGCGUCGUCGAGAGGAGCGUCGACAGGGACGGCCUCGGCGUCAUGCUCACGGCUGUCCGGGGCCAGGGCGCCACGGUGCGCUACCUCUCUGCGUCGCCCGAGUCCACGCCCUACCCGCUGCCCGAGGCCCAGCCGCUCGCGAGGCUCACCACACCCGCGCGCCUGUCCGACCUGCACAUUGUCGACGCGCGCGCCAGCACCGCCGUGCGGCACGACGUUGUCGAGCAGCUGGCGCAGCAGCUCGGGGCGCGGUAUCCGGGGACAGAGGUCUGGUCGUCGCACAUGCGGUACGCCAGCCUGAUCCUGGGCGGCGCCGACUGCCAGAUCCGCGUGCCCCGGCCGGACAAGGUCAGCAACGUGUGCAUAUGGGACCAUGCCGGGGCCCAGCUCAUCUUCACCGAGAUGGGCGGCCGCAUCACGGACCUGGACGGGCGGGCCAUGGACUUUGGCGCCGGCCGCAAGAUGGACGCGAACCGAGGCAUGAUUGUCGCCAGGGAGGGUGUCCACGCGCAGCUACUGCGAGAUGUCAAGGCGAUCAUAGGUGAGGCGUAAGAAAGGCAACUAAACUGACUACAUUGUACUUGGGGCAUGGGGCCAGAGGGCGUCCGGCAUUCUGCUCUUCGCGUUGUAUAUACCGCAUAUUGCUCAGCAUCUACUUGCUCUACAUCUCUCUAUAGAUUCAUCCACGUCGUCCCACAAGGACUACACCAUUCUAGGCCUGUCAGACAGCGUCGUGAUUGUCCUUGGGCGUGUCUCGCUUCCACCGGAACAGCCCCGAUGUCGGCUUCAGGUUUCGUACAUCCCACGUCGACCUCUUCUCCCUCUGCUGCUGCUGCUGCUGCCGUCUCGGCGAGGUCAUCCUGCGACUGUUGAUCUCAGUGAGACGUCUCUGCUGAUCCCGCGUCUCGAGCUCUCGGAGACGCUCGUGCUGCUUGCUCUUGAAGGCGCUCGUGCUGUAGCGGGCCUUCUUUGAGCGCAGGCCCAGCCGUUCUUC